Messenger RNA from Tachysurus vachellii, 1481 nucleotides. It is a transcript of the gene lypla2, whose product is annotated as lysophospholipase 2. Gene Ontology annotation, cellular component: cytoplasm. Gene Ontology annotation, biological process: protein depalmitoylation. The record is from RefSeq and is a predicted model, not a curated record. Gene Ontology annotation, molecular function: carboxylic ester hydrolase activity; palmitoyl-(protein) hydrolase activity. The transcript is spliced from 10 exons. The coding region runs from base 84 to 782 and encodes 232 amino acids. NCBI's taxonomy places the organism in Eukaryota, Metazoa, Chordata, Actinopteri, Siluriformes, Bagridae.
UGGCGAGUUUUCCCCGCCCAUCUCCGGCACAAGCAGCGGAAGUUCCGUUGUGACCCGGGAUAGCAAGCGCACCCUUCCAGUGUAUGUGUGGCAACAACAUGUCUGUGCCGCUGCUUGCUGAGGCUGUGACCAUAUCUGGGACAGAGAAGGAGACUGCUGCGGUAAUCUUCCUUCAUGGUCUUGGUGAUACUGGGCAUGGCUGGGCUGAUGCCAUGACAUCCAUUAGACUGCCCUACAUAAAGUACAUCUGCCCACAUGCACCCAGAAUCCCAGUUACACUCAAUAUGAAAAUGACCAUGCCAUCGUGGUUUGACCUGAUGGGUCUAACACCAGAAGCUCCAGAGGAUGAGGCCGGCAUUAAAAGAGCAGCAGAAAACAUCAAGGCCAUUAUUGACCACGAGACAAAAAAUGGUAUACCUUCUAACCGUAUUCUCCUUGGUGGAUUCUCUCAGGGUGGAGCGUUAUCACUGUACACCGCUCUCACUUCUCAGCAGAAGCUAGCAGGUGUAGUGGCUCUAAGUUGUUGGCUACCACUUCAUAAGACCUUUCCACAGGCAGCAAGUGGCAGUGCAAACAAGGAUAUCCCCAUUCUGCAAUGUCAUGGUGAGAUGGACCCGAUGAUUCCAUCGCAUUUUGGGGCCAUGACGGCUGAGAAGCUCAAGACCAUUGUGGCCCCACAGAAAGUCACUUUCCGCACCUACCCAGGGCUCAUGCACAGCUCCUGCCCUCAGGAGAUGUCAGCCGUGAAGGAAUUCAUUGAGAAGCAGUUGCCCCGAAUCUGACCUUACUGUGACCCUUAGUCAACAACCUCUCACCUCUGACCUGCCAUUCUCCCACAAGGAAACAGCCAUAAGGGUCCCCUAUUUCACACACACACACACACACACACACACACACACACAUACAUAACACACACAACACACACACAUAUUCACACUUGCAAACAGAGGCAUACACAUCUCUCUGUACAAAAUGUGAAGACGUCCCUUCAUUGGUGUUUCAUGCCUUGCUUUGUAAAUUCAUAUUCAAAUAAUGGACAGUAAAUUGAGAUUCUGUGUCAUUGUACAUGAUGUAAUGUUCAGUGCACACACAUUCAUGGUCAACACAUUUACUCAGUAGUACCCCACCAUAUUUGGGAGAAUUGCAGCCUUUCAUUUUACAUUCCCAUCAACACUGAAAUGUUAACCCAUUUUUCUGCAUAUUUUAUUCUCCCUCUCUUUCUGUCCCUCCCUUCCCCUUCUCCCCUCCUCUCACACGUGCUUUACGAUGAGAGCAUUGUUCUGCUACACUGUAACUGCUGCCGUCUGGAGUGACUCAUGCCACACUGUACUGCAUGCUGCUCUCAGUCCAUGAUGGCAGGGAAAGAGGAGAAGCACCAUGCUACCUCCUGGUGCUCUGGUUUACGCUGAAUAUUUUCUUUUGGGUUUGAUACAAUUGAAAUAAAACCUAACGAAACUGCUGAAAUAAACCAAAUGAAUGAA